ACAUAUUAGUGUGCUGCACAUAGCGAGAACACCAUGUGGAAAGAACGUAGUCCACUUUAAAGCUUAUUAUUUCAACUUUAGUGGUUUGAAACAUUUAGCUGAUCCGGUUUAUGUAAUCAGUAUGGUUAGCUUAUAUAUACUUUAGCAACAUUUUUCGAGUUUUUGUGGUGAAACUAUUCAGUCGGCUUCAAGUUAAAUCAUGGGGAAAUCAAAGACUAAAAACCAGAAGAAAUCCCGAGGACAAGCCAUCCACGUGGCUGAGGAUGCCUACAGGUCUGUGCCCCACUCCUUCGUGUUUCAUCGGGGUCAGGUUGGAAAAAACGUGGGUCAGCUCGUCCAGGACAUGAGGAAAGUCAUGCAGCCUUACACCGCAGAGUCUCUGAAGGUACGGAAAAAAAAUCUCCUUAAGGACUUUGUGUCUGUAGCAGGACCCCUGGGGGUGACCCACUUCAUUAUCUUUGGCAAAACUCCCGACAGCAUCAACAUGAGACUCGCUCGACUUCCCAAAGGCCCCAUGCUUUAUUUUAAGGUCCUCAAGUAUUCCCUUAUCAAAGACGUGGUUUCAUCGUUGAAGAAGCACAGGAUGCAUGAGCAGCAGUUCACCCACCAUCCACUUCUCAUCCUCAGCAACUUUGGAGUGGAUGGCAUGCACGUGAAACUCAUGGCCACCAUGUUCCAGAACAUGUUUCCCUCCAUAAACGUCCAAAAGGUAAACCUCAACAGCAUCAAGAGGUGUGUACUGUUCAGUUUUGACCCAGCAUCCCAGGAAAUUCAGUUUCGGCACUAUAGCCUGAAGGUCGUCCCUGUGGGGAUGAGCCGAGGAAUAAAGAAGCUAAUGCAAGAAAAGUUCCCCAAUAUGAGCAAGUUUGAGGAUAUCACUGAACUGCUGGUGAAGGGAGCAAACUUGUCUGAAAGUGAAGCCGAGCAGGACGGCGAGCACAACAUAACGGAGCUGCCACAGAUGUAUUCCGGAAGAGGCAACAUGCCGUCCCAGCAGAGCGCUGUCCGUUUGACCGAAAUCGGUCCUCGAAUGACGCUGCAGCUGGUGAAGAUCCAGGAAGGGAUGGGAGACGGGAACAUUCUUUACCACUCCAUGAUUUCCAAGACAGAGGAAGAAAUACAGGAGAUCCUGAGGAGGAAGGAGGCGAAGAUGAAGGAAAAGGAGGAACGCAGGAAAACACAGGAGCAAAAUGUGGCGACGAAGAAAGAGAAACGAGAAGAGAACAAGAAAAAGAGUCUGGAAGGCAUAAAAAAGAAACAAGCUGAAGCCGAGGAGGACAGUGAGGUGGAAGAUCCAGGGAUGCAGGACGAUAGGCCAGCUGCUGUUGAAUCUGAUGAUGAUGUGGAGUACUAUAGACAGGCUGUGGGGCAAGAACCAGAUGAAGAUAUGUUUCCGGGGGCCAAGAAGAGGCAGCGUCCAGAGAAAUCUCACGACCGAGCCAAGAAGAGAAAGCUGUCCCCUGGUAAAUCAAAACAACCAGAUUCUAAAUCACCAAAAAGAAAAGGUGCAGUUGGGCAGCACAGAGACAAAACGGGAAAAGCUCCUCAUGGAAAAGGAUGGAAGAAAUCUAAAGAUGAGGAGAAAGCAUUUGGGAAGAAAAAGCGGCCUCCAGGAAAAGCAUUUGGCUCUAAGAAAUCUGGAGAGAGGGAAAAUAAAUUUUCACGCAAAAACUUUGAUGGAAAGAAAAACAAGGACAAAACGUUUCAGACAAAAGGUCACAAAGGCAAGUCUGGCCUCAAGAGGAAAGGUGCAGGUGGAAAGCAAAGCUUCACACGGACAAAAGGAAAGCGCUGAACUUUGCUUUGUUUUUCCCCUUCAUUUGGACUUUGGGUGUAGUACCUUCCAAAGGCAACAGAAGGCAGCAAAUGUAUUUGCUCUUACUGCUUAAGUCUGAGGAAAUGUUAUUGGACAGUUUCAAAUGAACAAAUUGUAAAAAAAAAAAAAAAAUACAGAAAUGUUCAUCAGUUUAUAGUUGUCGACUUCAGAACAAAAAUAAAACAUUUUUUGAUUAAAUAA
Molecule: messenger RNA, 2017 nt
Organism: Xiphophorus hellerii (green swordtail)
Lineage: Eukaryota; Metazoa; Chordata; Actinopteri; Cyprinodontiformes; Poeciliidae
Gene: ppan
Product: peter pan homolog
Exons: 12
Coding region: 200-1795 (531 amino acids)
Biological process (GO): rRNA processing; ribosomal large subunit assembly
Cellular component (GO): preribosome, large subunit precursor
Molecular function (GO): rRNA binding
Source: RefSeq, a predicted model, not a curated record